Messenger RNA from Octodon degus (degu), 1031 nucleotides. Its product is annotated as microtubule-associated proteins 1A/1B light chain 3 beta 2-like. The record is from RefSeq and is a predicted model, not a curated record. Bases 494 to 949 code for a protein of 151 amino acids. The transcript has a single exon. Gene Ontology annotation, molecular function: ubiquitin protein ligase binding. Gene Ontology annotation, biological process: autophagy of mitochondrion; cellular response to nitrogen starvation; macroautophagy. Lineage: Eukaryota; Metazoa; Chordata; Mammalia; Rodentia; Octodontidae. Gene Ontology annotation, cellular component: autophagosome membrane; cytosol; autophagosome.
GCAAGGAAAGGACAUCAGGAUUUUCUCUCUAAAUGUAGAUUUCAGGACUCCCCAAACCAGCACUCUCUUAAGCCCACGGAUAAAGCAGGUCACUGAAUCCUUCCUGGUCCUCUCUGUCUGGGUAGGCUCGCUUCAGCCCUGCCUGUCUUCAAGAAGGCUAGAACAGAGGGAAGGAACCAGUGUGUGCAAAGCACCUUUCAGAAAUCUUGCUUCCCUAAGAGCAGAACCUUCAGCUGCCCCUGAGUUCAGGCUAGAUCCACCAAUUUUAGGCAUUAUUGCUAUAAGGGACAAAAUACAGAAGUGACUGCGACACUGGGCAAUGGAGAGCAAGUCCUGCAACACAUGAGGGAUUGCUGCUUCACUGAAGGUAAAGUUUCCAACCUGGGCCAAUUUUCCACUCACUCUGUCUGAGAUCAUAUUGCCAGACUUUAAAAAAUAAUCAGGGGUUGCCAUCACCAGAUCCGGAGCCGUCCCCCACCCCUACCCCAGCACAAUGCCAUCGGAAAAGACCUUCAAGCAGCGCCACACCUUCGAACAAAGAGUAGAAGACGUCGGGCUCAUUCGAGAGCAGCAUCCCACCAAGCUCCGGGUGAUCAUAGAGCAAUACAAGGGCGAGAAGCAGCUGCAUGUCCUGAACAAAACAAAGUUCCUGGUCCCCGACCACGUCAACAUGAGCAAGCUCAUCAGGAUCUUCAGGCAGCGCCUACAGUUCAACACCAACCAGGCCUUCUUCCUGCUGGUUGGCUACAGCAUGAUGAGCGUGUCUUCGCCCAUCUCGGAGGUGUACGAGAACGAGAAGGACGAGGAUGGCUUCCUUUACACUGUGUGCGCCUCCCAGGAGACCUUUGGGCGGGAGCUGACCCUGCACCUAGAAGAGCGCGUGGAGGUCCCUGAGCCCUUGCCAAGGAGAAAAGGGGGUGUUACAACCGAGAAGGCUCAGCUUGCGUAGGCAGGUCGUCAGGACAGUCUUGUUCCCACCAAGGAGCCUGAGGAAGUUGUUUUUGUAUUUUAUGCAGAAAAACUGAGUUCCA